AUGUCUUGGGUUCUCACCAGAGAUUGUCGCGGCUCCGGAGCCGGCUCUUGGCUCCGGCUCUUGGCUCCGGCUCUUUUCUCCGGCUCUGAGCGGCUCCGGCUCAGUUAUAAGCCAAAAGUCGGACGCCAACGGUCAUCCUCGCUCUUGCAAGAGUCACGACGUUUCCUGAGGGCUGCGACGGGGCUAUUGGUAGUUGCCAUACGAUCCUACCUGCAGCUGGCGUCUUGUUUAACUCAAUUCCCAGAAAUUGGUUCGGCAAGAAGGUUUGCAACGUCAUUUGUCACAAAACAGAGCAUUUUCUUCUUUUCUUCUUGUCCAACUUCAAUUUACCCUAAUAAGAAGGGAUGUACGAUAAAACAGAUUUUCGUACACCAAGUGCGACAUACAAAACUUCGUUAAAUUUUGCGCAUACUCCGAUAUAAACCAUAUCAAUUCCUGAAUGUUUUAGCUCUCGCUUUGCAUGCCCAGCCAAGAUAUUCAACAGUCUUUGCCGUCGAGAUCAAAAUCUUUACCAAGUUUCGUCAAAAUCUGAGCGCCGCACUUGGAGCAUUUCCCCUGUGAAUAACAUAACUGUGACAAAAGUACAUAUUUUUUAAUUGUGCAGUCCGUCAGGCUCGUUGUACAUACGUAUAAUAUUUACAAAGUUUGACUAACUGUUUCUUUGCUGAAUAAACCUUUGGUGGCUUUUGUACAACGAUUUGUUAACUUUUUUUGCUGUUCAGUUUCCACAGCGCCUCUUUAGCAGCCAAAUUAUGGGUCUGUUUACCUCUCCGACCCUUCUGUUGCCUAUUUUCGGGUUCCCGGAAAAGGUUUUGUCGGUAAUUCAAUUUUAAAAAUUUGAGGAAAAUUUACGUUUGCCGCAAUUUUCGGAUUUUGGAACAGCUCCGUGUCAGGAACAAAAAAUAUUGUUUUUACGGUUAACGAAAUUUUAAUUCGAUUCUUAGCGUUUAUGGGUUAUUAUUAUACUGCCGGCUGAGAUUUGAUUACAUCUUUUAGCGGAAAAAACAAAAAUGACGACAAAAUUGACUUAAACCUAUGCAGACAUAUGAUGUAGUACGUUUUACUACUCUUACUAUGCCUUCUCAACAGUGCGUAGACACUUCUUCGCGGCACAGAGUGCAUUUUUGUUCUUUUUGCACUGUGUAAUUGUUGCCCAAAAUUCGCGAACGAAUUAUUAGUCUGUCGGGAAAAUAAUGGGCACAAUGUAGUGCGCCACACGUCGCUGAAGUUGAAUACAACGUGAUUUUGCCGCGGCGCAAUUCAUUUUCUUUACGGCCGUGCGAUUUUUGAUGAGACAGAGACUAUCAUCUGUCUGGAAAAUAAUGUGUAUUUGUCGCUGAAAAUUGCCUUGUCAUAUUAGACUUCUUUUAAAAACAACUUAUUUUUGCCUCGGCGCAAUUUAUUUUCCCGGCGGCAAUGCGAUUUUUGAUGCGACAGAGUACUCAUUAUUUUCCCGACAAACUGAUAGUACAUAUUCGGGGCAAUUUACUCCGCCGCCGUUUGCGGAGACGCGACGUGUCGAGGCCGGCUCUCCGCACAGUGCAGACAUGUCAAUAUUUUUUCUAUCCACAUAGUAUGUACUUAAUUUUGCAAAAAAACCCUCUAUUAAUAGUCCAAGUGCCACUCCGAACUUUAUUGCACUCGGUCUACUACUCCCCAAUCCCUAUCAAUCACUUUUGGCCCUAUGGCAAUCAAAACAAAAAAAAGUAAAAACGUUUUGUCAAUCAGUCUUUUUUUGUUUGUGUUGAAAUCCCCGGCCUUUGAUUACAUGUUUUUUUUUUGAGACAAACGCCCGAUGGACGUUGGCACGUGGAAACGUGUCCGGUUUAAUGACUUUUGGAAGCAAAUUUGCCGGUCCUUAUAAUCGAGCCGGCUCUGUUUAUAGCGGGAAAAAUCGUGAUUUUUAUUGCUUUUUGGGCUUUUUGGUGGAUGAUAUUAUUAUACAAUGUCAUCAACGGUCCCGGACAGGACCAUGUGGCAAAAAACGCAGCUAAUGGAGUCUCAGUUGCAAUAUGUUGCAUCGCUUUGUGCCCUCUUAUUGACCGGGAAUAAUAUCCUUUUUCAUAGAUUUCCAAGGGAGCCAGAGCCGGCUCCAGAGCCAUGUCUAGUCCAAAUAGCCUGCCGAAACACUGAAAUUACUUUUUUGGUUAACUUUUAAGACUCAGCAGCCUAUCCAACCCUUGGUUAGCCAUUUGGAUGAUUUUUUUACUAAUAAAAUCGCCCUGUCGGGGAAAUAAUGUGGAUUUGUAGCAGCAAAAUGUCUUUUCCGUCGCAGUCGCGCACCAAAUCUCCAGCCAUGGCUAGACGUUGCAAAUCGAUGAUUUGCGAGUCCAAGGCGCGACGAAUUCACAAUAUUUUAUCGACAGAACGAUAGUUGAUAUUUUCAGUACAAUGGCUGUUCCGAUUGUGCGAAAGCGCCCGAUGAACCAUCCAUUAUGGUUCAUCACCACCAUCGAAUUUGUCACCAUGAUCUACAGUCUGAAUGCGCUUUUGCAUGACCCGUCGUUGGCCAGGAUUACUCCGGAGUUUGGAAAUUGGGUAAGCAGUACAGUGUACAGUCUGUCGGGAAAAUAAUGAGUACUCUGUCGCAUCAAAAAUUGCCUCGUCGCAGAGAGAAAAAAUUGUGUCGCGUCAAACUCAGAUUGCUUUCACUUCAGCGACGCGAUCGGCGCACUGAAAAGGUGCUCAUUAUUUUCAUGACAGAGUGAUAGUACAGAAGUAAAUUACUCUUCGUUUGCAGGGCCCAAUUCUCCAUUGGCUGCAGUACGUGGUCCUCAUAUUUUCGAUAUUUACGUUUUCCUUAUUUUUCAAACGCUCAUGGCUUCGCUCUUACGGCUAUGGAAGAUCAUGGAGGAACCGGUUUCGUCAUCAUGUCUGUAAGUUUAGCUCUUUCAAAAUAAAGGAUUUUGCACUGUCGGCGCGCACUGCGAAUUUCGCACGCCGCCGGACAUGUCAAGAGUUUUUGUCCUUCCUGGUACUACCCGAGACCAAAUGUCUUGAUAAUUUCGUCCGGGUAGCGCGGUUAGGCAUUAUCAGUCUGACUGGAAAAAUUUUAAACAGUAGGGAGGGCAAUGUAACUGCACCGACCGUGCCGGUGAAGUCAAAAGAAAUAUGUUUUUCCCGCGGCACAAUUCAUUUUCUCGGGGGCGGUUUCGACGCGAAGGAGUGCUCAUUACAGACUAAUGAACCCUUUUUUAGGUGGCUUCUUUGCCCUACUCUUGACUCUUGUCGCGAUCACGUCUACCAUCCUAUGGCCCGGCUACUUCAAGGACGUUGGCUUAUAUUUUACCCUAUUGGCCAAGUCCUUCUUCUUCCUCUUCUUUCUGUAUUGGCGCAGAGAGAAUUUGGUAGGCCUCUUUUUCCCUAAAAACCCUUGUUUCGCAAUUGUCAGAUAGAGCAAUACGUUGAAGAGAUGAUGCAUGUGAAUGGCUCGAGUUCCAUUUUACUGACCUCCCAAAACAUAAGGGACAUGUACAAGUUGUUCGAAUGCGACAACGAAUUCAUCACCUACGCCGACGCUUGGCCAAUCUUUUGCUCGAAGCACAAAGUGCAAGGGAUUCGGCAGAGCGAAUACUAUCAUCUCCAAAAAUGGCUCCACGAUUUGGCUGGCUACAUGGACAAUGGAGGACCGGUUGACGAUUUGUACGAUAUCAUGAAGGUAAGUGCGUUAAAGCUGUCGAAAGGCCCGACAACCCAGUAACCGAUAAAGAUGAGAGCUAAGUCGUCCAAGAGUCAAGUGAUUUGUUGACUGGAAAGAAGGCCUUUUAUAGGGAAACCCCACGUAGAAAAGGACAAUCAAACUUGCAUAAAUGAAGACAGUUUCUCGUGGGAAAAUCCUCAGAAUUUACAUACGGUCUUCUGCACGGGGACUAAGCGUUUUUUUUAGCUCAUGCAAAGUGCAGAAGAGCGGAAACUGUAAAGUGAUUUUGCUUGAAAGUAAUACGCUUUUUCAAAAGUGCGUAGACUUUUUGUCGCAACGCCUUGAAUUCGAAAACCAAGGCUUACUUUGCACUGUUUGCGAACGAACUAGUAUUUUAAUUGCAAUCAAAGUUCAAUGGCUAUGAUCACUAGCUAUUGGGAUUAUUAUGGGAUUAUUAAAAUCUACUUCGUGAAGAGACUAUCAAAAGUUAUCGCUUCAAAAAAAAAGUUUUUCAGGAGAUGCAACUCCGCUGCGAAUUCUUCGACGUCCAGAAAUCGGAGCAACGGAGAUAUCAGCAACUCGCGGCGCUACAGAACAUCAUCCGCAUCGAUCCGAUUAACUUGGGACAAUCGAUGAGCCGGACGAUCAACAGAGACUCUUCUUAUCUUGUUCAUGAAGGCCAGAAGAUUGAGGAACUGGUGUGA
Molecule: messenger RNA, 4344 nt
Organism: Bursaphelenchus xylophilus (pine wood nematode)
Lineage: Eukaryota; Metazoa; Nematoda; Chromadorea; Rhabditida; Aphelenchoididae
Source: the annotation of a GenBank genome assembly